ACGUGGAGAGGACAGGCCACGCCCCCUUUGACAAGACGCUGCAGAGACUCUUGCGGAAGACUUCUCACACCGAGCCGAGGAAGAGGAGAGAUGAUGGGGUCGAUGUUGGGUCUGUCCCUGGAAACAUGGAUUCUUCUGAUCACAUGUCUCUGCCUGUUUGUCAUGUAAGGAGAAGAGAAGAUUUCUGUUUGUUUAAAACGAAACUAGGAGCCUCAGAGUUUAGUUUCCUUUUCUGACAGAGUCAUUUGACUUUCUGCUCCACUCCUCCUCACAGGUAUGGUAACUCCACCUUUGGAGUAUUUGAGAGGCUGGGGGUCCCUGGGGUAAAACCUUUUAUGUAUUUUGGGACAGUUGGGAGACACAACAAAGUAUGUGAACUUUAACAUGAAAACAUUGACUUUGUUUUUGUCUUUUAAAAUCCCACUGAGACGUUUAUUUCUAUUUUAUUUUUGUUUUAAGGUUUACUACAUCGAUGAUGAGUUGAGUUCAAAGAAGUUCGGGAGGGUAUGGGGGUGAGUUUACACUUUUUUUCUUCUUCUUGUAGGGCUGGGCGACAGGAAAAAGUUUAUCACAAAUUGUUUUUUCAUAUCAGUCGAUAUCGAUAAAUAUCACGAUAUAAAAAAUUUGAUUUAACAGUGUUUAUUGGUCGCAUGUCUUUUGCAAUUCAUGUUCACACCGCAGGUCAAUUCUUAUUUUUUAACCACAUGUGACACAUAUCUGAUUUUUUCAUGUAAGUGUGAACAGGUCAAUUCAGAUUUGUUCUAAUCCAACCCAGGCCUGUUUUGUAUGUGGAUAUAAAUCGGAUAUGUAUCCGAUGUGACUGCAGUGUGGACGCUCAGGUUGCGUUCAUCCGACCUAUACGUCAUCAAUAUGCGACAAACGUCACCAUUGUUCGACAACAUAAACAGGCGAGAAAAGCAAUUUGGGCUUUGUGCGCGUGCGGGUCACUUCAUGGACGCAUUCUGUUCACAUUAGAUGCCGCAUUUGUUGUUGUAAUGUGAACGACCGCAUAAAAAGAUCGGAUUUAACAAAAAAUCUGAAUUGUGCAUCAUAACAUGCAGUGUGAACGUAGUCCGAGUUACUGCAUCUGUGAGGUCUUCGUGUCUCGUCGACGUUUUUGUCAUUCUUUCUCAUUUCGUUAGAGAAAGCAGACUGGAGCUGCCAGUCCGACAGUGCUGUUAGCUUCACCUGUUAAAGUGCUAUGGUUGGAUGUAGCUGCUGUCUGCUACUACGCAGUUGUUGCUACUUGGUUCUAAUUCAGCAUAUGAUUGGUUCAGCGUGAAGUGGACCCGGAACAUCUACCCUUUUCAUUGGCUAUUCAUAUAGUUUACCAAAACAUGACAGAAUGCCGACUAUCUCGAAGCACAUCGACCAUGUUUCAUAUUGAUACUGAGGGAAUUUAAUUUUCGAUAUAUAUCGUAAUCGUUUUAUCGCCCAGCCCUAAUAAGAAGUACCUCAAUGGGAUGGGAAAGCCGAGCGUCAUCACAGCGACUCUCCUGCCGAAUGCGCACAAAAAUCGCGGAAAUACUGAGAGCUUUUUGGCUUCAAAUCCGUAUUCAGGCAGGAACCAAGUUGUCCAUAGUAUAUACAGUCUAUGGUUACGACAGAAACAAGGAGGCUUGUAUGAUUUAUUACCAUCAUCAGGUGUUGAUGACGGUCGUGUCGAUUUAAACAGCUGAGUUUUAAAAUGCAUCUUCAUGUUUGUGCAAAUGUCCAGUAUGUACGAGUUCAGAAAGCCCAUGUUGGCUGUGAUGGACCCUGACAUGUUGAAGACCAUCCUGGUGAAGGAGUGCUUCACCUACUUCACCAACAGACGGGUGAGAAACACCGAGAACACAGAGGACUGGGUAACAAGAGAGACUGCAGAGAGAUUCAUGUAAAACCACCACAGUGUACCCCGUAUAUCAGCAUAACCAGUUAAACAGGAACUGAAAUCAGAUCCAAUAGAAUCAGGCGGGCUGGUCCACAGACGUGAGCCUCACCGUUUUUAAAGUAGGAGGUACAAUCAGGCUGUGAUGUUGACUGAAACUAAAAGACCAAAAAAAAACCCUCAUAAGUUUAUGAUUUUAAAGAAAUCAAAUCAGAAAUCAAACUUGAUUUCCACAGGUUCACAAGUUUAAAAACAACAAAGUUUAAUAAAAUGUCCAACUUCUAUUAUUUCUAUGACUCCAAUUAACCCUCAAAUACUGUUCAAAUCCUGAACCCUCACAGUAUGUUCCAGGUCAAAAUUGCCCCUUCAGAGAGUUCAAAGAGCAGCUUUCUGUCACAGAAAGUUCUCUUGACUAGUUAGGUCAUUUUGACCUCUGUCUAGGUGUGUCUGUGGGACUGUAUGUCUGUGUGUGUGUGUGUGUGUUUCUGUCAAGGUAAUGAUAGUUUCAUAAUGAUUUAAAUAUAUCUUUUUGAACAACAAACCUUACAUUGAACACGGUUAUUACUGCUUGUCACUUGUCCCACUCUGCUAGAUCUAAAAUCAAUCUAAAUAUAGAUACGGGUCAAAUUUGACCUGUAACAGCCUUAGAGGGGAAAAAUUUGUAGCACAUAAACAAAAAUACACAUGAAUAUCUUUAAAUUUUGCAUGACGUAAAUUUAUCAAUCAACCAAAAGCUGGUUUCAGAUUUGAUCUGAUAAAUGAACGAGUGAAUUAACAUCAACAGGGCAGGUGUGUAAUUGAAUUUUUGCUCUUCAAGUCGUGCAGAAAAGCCCGAAUCCUGCUUAUAAGUGCAAACAUCUUAUUAUUAUAAAACCUGAGAGUGAAGACUUAUUAUUUUAUUCUAUGUGAUAUGAUAUACAUGCACACUUACAAUCAACCAAAAGCUGGUUUCAGAUUUGAUCUGAUAAAUGAACGAGUGAAUUAACAUCAACAGGGCAGGUGUGAUGAGCUUGGAGCGAUUCCUGCUUAGAAGGCCACCGGAACACAUACUGGUCCAGAUCAACUUGUUUUAACUUCCAUCAAUUAAACGAAUACUUACACACACACACACACACACACACACACACACACACACACACACACACACACACACACUGUGCCUCUGCAGAACCUCCGCCUCAACGGGGAACUCUAUGACGCCGUGUCCAUCACUGAGAAUGAGACAUGGAGGCGGCUGAGGAACAUCCUGUCUCCGUACUUCACCUCUGGACGUUUGAAGGAGGUCAGACUUUUCUCCACCUCAGUUUAUUUAUUCUUUUUAAUUACGUCCAGCACCGUUCAGACUCUUGUGUUCAUUUCUCAUUUUCCUGAAGGCUUUUGCCAUCAUGAAACAUCAUUCCAGUAAACUUAAAGCCAGUCUGCAGCCGAAGGCACAGAAUGAAGAAGUUGUCCAAAUAAAAGAGUGAGUACUCCUAAAAAAACUCACGUUCAUGUCCUUGAAUGUCUCUCAGAUGAAGUCUUGUUUUGCUGUUUUUCUGCUCUCACCAGAGUCUUUGGUUUCGUUUCCUUUUAUCAAACUGUUAUCUACUUUAAUUUUGUCAAAUGCAGGUGUUUUCAGCUGGCCUUGUUCUGGGUUUUUAUAUCAUGUGAACUUUUGAUCUAUUUCAGCUGAUUUUUAUGAGCGGUGUUUUCCAGCUUCUUCGGAGGCUACAGUCUGGACGUGAUGGCGAGCUUCACACUGAGCGUGGAUUUGGACACGAUUGACAAACCCUCCAAUCCUCUGGUUUCACACUCCUCAAAGCUCUUCAGAGUCUCUGUACCACUUUUCCUCUUCCAAGGUACACUCCUCCUUUUUUUCUUGUGACACCUCCUCCCCUAUUUUCCGUUUUUGUUUUCUUCACUCUUCAGAGAUGCUGACCACCUUUGUUUGACCACUCAGGGUGUUUUCCGUUUGCGCUCCCUCUCUUGGAGUUGAUGGGAGCUUCAUUGUUCCCCAAGGAUUCUUUGGCUUUUAUUUUCAAGUUUGUGGAGAUGAUCAGAGCGGAUCGCACAGUGAACUCACAAAAGGUCUGAACGAAACACUAAAACCUGGAGGAGGGUGCUGUGGGAAUGUUGUCUGUGGUCUCAUAGUCGCAGUAGGGCUGCACGAUUUCAGCCAAAUAUAAAAUCCAGAUUUUUUUCUCUGAAAACUCAAUUUUUGAUUUUUUUAUUUGGUGACAACUUCACCAAACUUCACUUUAAUAAUAAAAAGUUUUUGUGUGAUCUCUCGAAACCAAACCAUUGAAAAUGAUGUAGUUUAUAUGCCAAGACAGUAAGUGGCGCUGUAACACUGUACAGGAGAGUUACUCUGUGUGUCACAUGAUCGUUUCCAGAGAUGCAGAUAGACAUCCACACGGAGAUGAAAUGAUCAUCGUUUACAGAUGUAUUCACUCUCUGACCCGUUUUCAAAAAGUACCGUUUACAGUCACCUGAAACGCCGAUACAACACAAAACUUAAGCGUUUAAUCCGGAUUUUAUUUCCGUGGUGACGUGAAGUCGUACCAAUUCAACACGACUGACUCGCUCUUGCCUUCUUCUGCAAACGCCAUGUUUGUUUACUCUGGUGUGUGUGGGAACUGAGGAAAGGGGGAGGAGCCUACGGUGGCCUAGAGGCGCGAGACAUGAUAGAGAGGAAAAUGGAUUUGAGGAUUUUAAUUUUUUAAAUGUUGGAUUUAAAAUCGAUGAAUCGUGCAGCCCUAAGUCAUAGAGAUACACAUGAUAUUAGCCUAAAGAAGACUUCCUUAAACACAGCACAUAGAGGGUUAAGUCGCUGUUCAAACAGAGCUGAUAUAGGACUUCUUUUAUAUGAUAUGAGCGUAGAUGAGUUUUAUUAAAGUCAUUAAAGUAGAGAAUCAUCGUGUUAACGAACGCUGUGAGACAUUUUUUCAAACUGCUGAUCCAUCAUGAUAAACUAAAGCAUUUGUUUGACUGAACAUACUGACUAACUGACCUGUUUUCAGAACUCAGGAGACAUGCUUCAGAGUCUGAUGGACACCCAGGCUAACGUGAACGGAAAGGAGAGCAAAAGUAAAGAGAUGACGACACUCACAGACUCCUCACACAUUCUCAGUGAAACCUCCUCCUCCUCCUCUAAUCCACUCCUCUGUCUGUUGUUCUGUCUGUCCUGGCAGGUUUGACUGAUCAUGAGAUUGUAUCUCAGGUCGCCACGUUUGUGUUUGCUGGGAACGAGACGAGUGCCUCCACUCUUGUUUUCCUUGCAUACAGUUUGGCAAGAAAUCCUGAAGUCAUGAAACGCCUGCAGGAGGAGAUCGACGCCACCUUCCCCGACAAGGUCGUCCGCUUUUCAUCAGUCAGAGGGUUUUUCAGUUUGUGAACAUUGUUAAAUCAAACUGUUAUCCUGAUCCGCUUUUCAGGGUCCAGUUCAGUGUGAAGCUCUGAUGCAGAUGGAGUACUUGGACUGCGUGAUCAACGAGAGUUUGAGGUAAUGAACAUUUUUGAGGAGCUGGUUAAAGACAAAACUAGGAUUUGUUGCCUGAUCCAAACUCUGCAUCAAAAAGUCAUCUUAGUUAGUCUGAAUACUAAAAAAACUGUCUACAACCACGUCAAACAACAACAACACACGACAAUUAUCAGCCCAACAUGACGCUACAACACUGAGGUAUCCGCUGAACCCAUGGACUCAGAGGAAAGAAGGGUUUACUGGUGCGACUAGGGCUGGGCGAUAAACCGAAAAUGUACUGAUACUGAAAUUUACGACAUUAACUGACUUCAUUUUUGCAAACAUCCAGUCCAUAACAAAGAGGGAAAGACAGGUGAGGAGAUGGAGGACGGUUCAAAAGUUCAAAUAUCGGGAUAUUGAUUUGAGGCCAUAUUACUCAGCCCUAGAUGAAACUCUCAUCCUCCACUCUCUACUUCCCUGAUUUCCUGUCUAAUUAAGAAAUUAAAGGAUCGAUAACAACCGGAGAAAUGAUAACAGAUCAGAGGUACAGUGCUAUCAAUAAUUAGUAUAAAGAUAAUCAGUAUAAUAGGUUAUUGGUGGAAGGAAGGCAUUGACGCUAAAGUCUCAUGAAUGAAGGUGGCCAUAUUGAUGGGAUUAGUCAUGGAAAAUAAAUGUAUUUGUGUUUUUAUAUAUUUAUUUCAAGAACAGACCCUUCUUUGAUGUACGCCGUAUAAAUUGAAUGUUUGUCUCUCUGACCAAACUCAUUAAAAAAAACCUUCACCUUCUUUCCAAAGGCUCUACCCUCCAGCCGCACGUUUAGAACGAGUAGCCAAAGAAACCGUGAAGGUCAACGGGAUCACCAUCCCAAAGGACUUAGUUGUUAUGGUUCCGGUCUACGCUCUCCACCGUGACCCAGAGUUUUGGCCCGAACCAGAAGAGUUCCGACCUGACAGGUAGCGAGCAUCUACACACCUGUUGUACUGAUCCUCCUUCAUUUACAUUUUCCAUGUAUUUGUAACGUAACCAUUCCAAGAUGUCUGUGUUGUUUCUGAUUCAGAUUCAGUAAAGAGAACAAACCGAACAUAAAGCCGUACUCUUACUUGCCGUUUGGCGCCGGGCCCAGGAACUGUAUCGGGAUGAGGUUUGCUCUGCUGAUGGUUAAACUGGCUCUGGUGGAAGUUCUACAGGACUACAGCUUCUUAGUCUGCGACGAGACGGAGGUUUUUAUUUAUUCAUGUUAUUUUAUUUUAAAUCUGAACAUCAUGUCCGCUGAAUUCUUUUAAUAAUUAAACUUCACAGACUGAAAAAAAAGCAUCUAAUUUAGUGCAUCUCUACGUUUCCUAGAUCCCUUUGGAGAUGGACCCUCAAGGCCUCACUGGACCACUAAAGCCAAUCAAACUGAGAGUGGUGUCACGUUCAAAGCAGUAAACUGGAGAGAGGUCAGAGUGAGACAUCUGUGAAGGUUUUCUAUGUGAAUCUAGAAUCAAAGUGACUUUAAGUGGGUCCUGAUUAAGACGAGAACACUGGAGCUUCAGACGGCGAGUGGACUCAAGACAAAGUGUCCGUCUUCAGUUACCUUCCUGUCAAACUUCUAGUCAUCAGUCUAACGUCACUUUUAGGGUCUGAAACUAUGGAAUAAUCUCUAAAAUUAAUAUCAUCCCUCAACUCCUUUAAAUAUCAUUAAAAUCUCAUCUGAUCCUGUUUUAAUCACAUCAUUAUUUGUUAUGAUCACGUUUCUAUCCUUCCUAUGAAUACUUACAUUGUCUUUAUCACUGUUUGAUGAUUAAUCUGUGUUCCAUUUAUGGCAAUUUAUAUCUGUUUGACAUUUCCCUAAUUGUAUAUUUGUUAUAAUUGUAUAUUUGUAACCUGUCUAUGUCCUAAUUACCUUGUCGUCUCCACCUUGUGCUUUUGCUGCCCCGAUGGGAGUGGAACUCCGUAUAAGCCUACUUUGUAUAAGGCUUCGUUCCCUCCUUGCACUGUUUUUAAUCUGUGAUAAAUAAAUAAAUAAAUACAAUACUACUAUUACAGUCAGGAUGGAUUCAGGUGAAGCUGCUCAGUCACACAACAGAUCUCAGUGUUUGCACACGCAUUAACAGGAGUGUGUGCGGUGAUUUUAGUUCUGUAUUUCAGUAAAAAAAGAGUCAUCGUAGGACACAACAGGUGACAGUAAAGAGGUCAUGUCUGGACUUUAAGACGUGGUUUUUGUAAAGUUUGUUUUAUGUUUUAUUUGGAGGAUCAUUCUUUCAUCAGGAGGAGUCCCGCAGCUCCUCAGUGAAAAGACUGUGAAGUGUGUCCUCCUCUGCACAUUCACUCUGCCUGUUGUUGCUCAUUUUCACAUUUAGUGAUACAAGUGGGAUCAUGGUAGCUGAAAAAUUAUGAAUAAAACAAAAUGUACAUAAUGGCAGAAAACAUAAAGGCGCUUAACACAAAGUAACCGAGUCACUGAGGGAUGACUUUGGGAAUAUGGUGUGUUUAAUUUAUCUGCUUUAAAUGAGAACGUUUGAUUGUCUACGAUCGGCAGGACGAAUAUGUAAGAACUGUUUCCACUACAUGAUGUCUGGAUUAAAUUGUGACGUAUAAUUUUUCUGAUUUAAA
Molecule: messenger RNA, 7904 nt
Organism: Xyrichtys novacula (pearly razorfish)
Lineage: Eukaryota; Metazoa; Chordata; Actinopteri; Labriformes; Labridae
Source: the annotation of a GenBank genome assembly